UUUGGAAAGUGAAUAAAGAGAAAGUGUCAAAAUGUGUAUUUUUAUGAAACUAAAUUACUAGUUAAUUAUUUUACUUAAAUAGAAACAUAAAAUAAAUUAUUCUAAUGUGCUAUUUGUUGUUUUUCUAAAUGACAAACAAAAUUAUGACAGUUACAAACAAAGAUUCAUCUACUUUUCAUUGUAUAGACAAAUGCAAAAAAAAUUAUCUACAAUCUAACUGUAUAUCUUCUUGAAUUGUCUUGAAUAAAAAAGAGGAUAAAUGACAGUUUUUUUAAAAUAAAAUUAAAUGACACAUACAAGGAGCUUAUUGAAUACAAUCAUCGAUUUUUAGGUUAUGUUUUAAGAACAAUGAUUUUUCAAAUUCAAGCAUUAAUAAGUAUUUUAUUGAAAAUUUUAUGAAUAAGACAGUCAAUAUGAAAGUUAAUAAUUUGGAGGAUAACCAUGAGUUAAAAAAUUUAUUAGGAAACAAUGGACCCAACAACUCUGGUGUGGAUACUCAAACACUCUUACAAAAUAAGAAUAAUAAUAAUCGCAGCUGUUUGUGUUCCCUUGAAGAAAACGAAACCUUCAAUGCCGUUGAGUUGUGUGUUGUCGUGUAACUGGUGAAUGUUUCUUUCACAACGAAUCAUGAUUCCAGUCGCUGUUUCAAUCACAAGGGGGUCCAAAUUCAAACUGGAGCACGCGCGCCUUUCUCUUCGUCCUGUGUACUUGCUGGACGAUGGGGAAGAUGAAACCCAUCAAGAAACGGAAGUUCCAUCGUUGGAGAAAAUAAAUUCUAAUAGUGAAAUAGCUUCAAUUAAAAUUUUCAUUGAAGGAAUGAGUUGUCAGAGUUGUGUGAAAAAUAUUGAAGGAACAAUAGGAAAUCGUCCAGGUGUUAUUAAUAUUAAAGUUAAUUUAGAUGAUAAAAUUGGCAAUGUGACGUACAAAAUCAGUGAAAUAACAUCGAAAGAAUUAAUUGACGCUAUUAGUGACAUGGGUUUUGAUGCUUUUUUAUCAAGAGAAGACAAAAAUUUUAAUAAUGACACCAGUUCUAAAUGUAAUAUAAGUAAUUGUAGAAUUCAUAUCGAUGGAAUGACAUGUAAUUCAUGUGUUAAUAGUAUCACUGGUGUAAUAUUGGAAAAGUCAGGAGUAAAAACAAUUCAAGUUAGUUUAGAUGAAAAAGAAGCAAAAGUUUCAUACAACAAUGACGAAAUAACUGCCGAUAAAAUAGCGUAUUUUAUUGAAGACAUGGGAUUCGAUACGUAUGUAAAAGAAAUUAAUGGUCAACUGGAGAAUAAAUUGGAAAAUAAUGAAAAAACAAAGGAAAUUGAAAAAUUAAAAACAAUAAAUGGUGCUGGCGAUGUUAAAUUAGAAAAAAGACUUACAAAAUGUGUUUUGCACGUGCAGGGCAUGACAUGCGCAUCUUGUGUAAGUGCAAUAGAAAAACAUUGCAAAAAAUUAUAUGGAGUUGAUAAUAUUUUAGUAGCACUAAUGGCAGCAAAAGCGGAAGUAAAAUUUGAUCCAGAUAAAAUAAGUCCAAUUGAUAUUGCCGCAAGUAUUUCCGAUCUUGGAUUUCCAACUGAAGUCAGCGAUCCCGGGACUGGUGAGAGUGAAGUCGAAAUUUCAAUCACAGGAAUGACGUGUGCAUCAUGUGUAAAUAAAAUAGAAUCAAAUGUGAAAAAACUUCCCGGUAUGCAAAUGGCGAACGUUGCACUCGCAACGCAACGAGGAAAAUUUAAAUACGAUUCAGAUAAAAUUGGAGUUCGUGAUAUUUUAGAAUGUAUUAAUAAAUUAGGAUUCAAUGCCAAUUUACUGAGUAAUAAACAAAAUGAAAAUAGAGGUUACUUGGAUCAAAAAGAAGAAAUACAAAAAUGGAAAUCGGCAUUCUUGAUAUCGUUAAUAUUCGGAGUGCCAUGUAUGAUUGCAAUGACAUAUUUUAUGUUAGUUAUGUCAAUUGGACAUAAAUCCCAUGAGGAUAUGUGUUGCGUAAUUCCUGGUGUGUCGUGGGAAAAUCUUAUUCUAUUCAUCUUCUCAACUCCCGUACAGUUUUUCGGUGGAUGGCAUUUUUACGUACAAGCUUAUAAAGCCCUUAAACAUGGAUCAACAAAUAUGGAUGUUUUAAUUUCAAUGACAACAACAAUAUCAUAUGUUUAUUCUGUUUGUGUUCUUGUUGCUGCAAUUAUUUUACAAGAAAGCGUUAGUCCACAAACAUUUUUCGAUACACCGCCAAUGUUACUUGUUUUCAUUAGUUUAGGAAGAUGGCUUGAACAUGUAGCAAAGGGUAAAACAUCAGAAGCACUAUCAAAACUUCUUUCACUAAAAGCAACGGAUGCUGUUCUCAUAACAUUGGGAACAAAUAGUGAAAUUAUUUCCGAACGUAUUAUAAGCGCUGAUCUUGUGAAACGUGGUGAUUUUUUAAAAGUUGUACAAGGUGCAAAAAUUCCCGUCGACGGUCGUGUAAUAUCAGGACAUUCGGCAUGCGAUGAGAGUUUAAUCACCGGUGAAAGUAUGCCUGUACCAAAAAAAGUUGGAUCAGUUGUAAUUGGAGGUUCUAUUAAUCAAAAUGGACCACUUUUAAUUGAAGCAACACAUACGGGUGAACAUACAACAUUGGCACAAAUUGUACGUCUUGUUGAAGAGGCACAAUCAAGUAAAGCACCAAUACAACAGCUUGCUGAUAAAAUUGCCGGUUAUUUUAUUCCACUUGUGAUAUCUGUUUCGUUUAUAACAUUAAUUGCAUGGAUAACUGUUGGUUAUAUUAAUUUCGAUGCAUUACCAAUUACACAUAAUGAGCAAAUAAUGAAAAAUAAUUUGGGUAGACUUGAAAUUAUUUAUCAAUAUGCUUUUAAAUGUGCCUUAUCAGUUUUGGCGAUCGCUUGUCCUUGUGCAUUGGGAUUAGCGACACCAACGGCCGUUAUGGUUGGCACUGGUGUUGGUGCUUUAAAUGGUAUUUUAAUAAAAGGCUCCGAACCAUUGGAAAAUGCACAUAAAGUGAAAUCAAUUGUUUUUGAUAAAACUGGAACACUUACAAAUGGCGUGCCAACAGUGACGAAAAUUGUUUUAUUUGUUAAUGAAAAAAUUUGCUCGAUUGGUAAAUUUUUAACAAUUGUUGGAACAGCGGAAAUUAAUAGUGAACAUCCAAUUGCUUCAGCAAUUGUACGUUAUGUUAAAGAAACAAUAGGAACGGAAAUAAGUGGUAAAUGUUCAAAUUUCCAAGCAGUCGCUGGUUGUGGAUUAAAAUGUAAAGUUUCUUAUUUAACAACAACAAUUUCAUCAGCAUUGCGUUCGGAAAAAGUCAUUAAUUAUAUGAAUCAAUUGAGAAAUUUGAAUUCGGGAACAUUUUAUUUAAAUGAAGUACCAGUGGAUAUUGUCACAAUAAUUAAUUCAACGCAGGAGAGUCAAAAUUUAAAUUUGGAAUUAUUAUUGAAUCCUGAUUCACAUGGUGAUAGGAUUGAUGUUGAUUCUUAUGAAAUUUGCAUUGGUAAUCGUGAAUGGAUGAGAAGAAAUGGAAUUAUAAUAACGCAAGAGGUUGAUAAUCGAAUGAUUGAUGAAGAAAGUUUAGGACGUACGGCUAUUUUAACGGCUAUUAAUAAUACUUUAGUGGCAAUGAUUAGUGUUGUUGAUCAAGUAAAACCAGAAGCACAUUUGGCAGUUUAUACAUUGAAACGAAUGGGUUUGGAAGUGAUUUUAUUGACUGGUGACAAUAGAAAGACUGCAGCGUCAAUUGCGCGACAAGUUGGAAUUAGUAAAGUUUUUGCUGAAGUUCUUCCAUCGCAUAAAGUUGCGAAAAUUCAAAGAAUGCAGGAAAAAGGAGUUAGAGUUGCAAUGGUUGGCGAUGGAGUUAACGAUAGUCCUGCACUUGCUCAAGCUGAUGUUGGAAUUGCAAUAGCAUCUGGUACUGAUGUUGCGGUUGAAGCUGCCGAUGUUGUUCUAAUGAGGAAUGAUUUAUUAGAUGUUGUCGCGUGUUUGGACCUCUCUCGUAAAACGGUGAAUCGAAUAAGACUGAAUUUCCUUUUUGCCAGUGUUUACAAUUUAUUAGGAAUUCCGAUUGCCGCUGGAGUUUUUAGUUCCUUUGGAUUUCUCCUACAACCAUGGAUGGCAUCCGCUGCCAUGGCUCUCAGUUCCGUUUCAGUUGUUGGAAGUUCUUUACUCCUUAAAUUAUAUCGAAAGCCGAGUAAAAUGACUUUAGAAACAUCGGAAUAUUUAGCGGCGAUAAACGCACAUUCAGCGGCUAGAACGCUAGACGCUGACGCUAUUUCACUUCAUCGUGGAUUAGACGAUACAGUUUCAGUAGCAAUGCAGAGAUCAACAUCGACAAUAUCAAGAUUGUUUAAUAAUCGCGCAAAAGAAGAUAUUGAAGGUUGUCUUCUUUACAACGAUGCGGACGAUCUUGUUACAGUCGAUUUUUCGAAUUGUCAAAAAAGAGCAAAAAUCGUCUCGGACAUAACUAAUCUCUAAUAAAUGUAUAAAAUUCUAGUCGUGAGAAUUUGUUUAUUUUAAAUGUCAAAUGUGCUGAUGGUUCAAAAAAAAGAAGAAAAAAAAUGGUAAGGCUAAUGAAUUCGUCAAAAAACUAAGACUAAAAAAAAUUCUAUUUUGUAAAAAAAAAAAACAAAAAAAAAGAGUGGCAAAUUUUUUUUUUUUAAAUUAUCAAACAUUUUAUAAAUUUUUAACUUCCAGUAUUUAAUAAUGAAUUGAUAUUUUUUACCCAGUGCAAAUGUAUAUAUAUAUAUUUUUUUUAAAUUACUCAUUUUCCACGCAGUACUGAUUCAAUUUCUUUUUGAGAAGAUUUUACAAACUUAGACUAUAUUUAUAAUUUCGCAAUAUUAUUUUUUUUAUAAGACCUUUUUAAACAAAAAAAAUGAAAAAAAAUAUAUUAAACUGUAUCUGACGUUGUACUUAAUUGUUUAAAAAAAAAAAGAAAGCGAUUAAAGAUCUAUUUUAUUAUAAUUACAAAAGAUAAAUAUUUUUUAACUUAACAUUAAGAGAAUAAUAAUUACAUGCGUAUAUUUACAAUAAUUAAAAUAAAAAAACUAAUCUGUAAUCGCUUUUUAAUUGUAAUGAUAAAAUAAUGUUUAGUUGUAAGUCGACAUUUACUUAUGUACAUUCUUUUUGUUCGAAUGUGUUUUCUUUAUAUAAAAAAUUAUAUAUUUCCCCAAAAAAAAUAAAUA
Molecule: messenger RNA, 5147 nt
Organism: Leptopilina boulardi
Lineage: Eukaryota; Metazoa; Arthropoda; Insecta; Hymenoptera; Figitidae
Gene: ATP7
Product: copper-transporting ATPase 1
Exons: 14
Coding region: 607-4437 (1276 amino acids)
Biological process (GO): monoatomic cation transport; copper ion homeostasis
Cellular component (GO): membrane; trans-Golgi network; perinuclear region of cytoplasm
Molecular function (GO): ATP binding; P-type divalent copper transporter activity; ATP hydrolysis activity
Source: RefSeq, a predicted model, not a curated record